UGUAAAUAUGACUAUAUGCUUGAUCCCACACACACUCAACCGUGAAAAUGCUGUUCUAACUCGAAUGACAAUUGAGGAACAACACUGAAUGCGCCAACCUCCAAAUUGAGACUCGGCUUGUCGAUCAGCCUUAUGUUACAGUCUCAAACAUUGUUGUCGCCAACGGUGGAAUUAUCACUACACACGCCGUCAAGACCAAUUGUUUGCUAGCUUCAACAAUCACUCCAGCGGCGAUGAAUCAGGGCGGAAUGCUCCGUCCAUAUCGGAACGGCCGAGUCUUCGCGAGCCGAGGCAAACCUAUGGACAAAACUUCGGAUAGAUGGCAAGUUGGGCCGUGCGCCCUUGCCUUGCACCGUUGCUCGACCGCAACACUCACCGCACUGGGACCUGGGCGCUUCUAGUGCCUUCAUUGGAUCAUUCGCCAUGUAUACCAUUGCUAGACUCGCCGGUGCUGGGCUGGGGGUUCGGCAGGCAAUCGUGCCAUUCCGCAGCGGUAUAAGAUUGAGUGUUGCGCCGAGAUUCGGUGGGCACUCGACGACGAAGACUGCACUUGAAACAGCGGGACUAAGAAAAUUGGCAACCGAUACCAACGCCAUCUCCAAAUCCGCACAAAGUAUACAUUCGCCCACCCCGCUGCCUGGGACAGCUCCACCAAGACCCAAUCGUCCUCUCUACAUCCGCCUUCCCAUCGCCACCGCCCUUACCAUUGUCGCAUUUACUCUCGGCUUCAGUAUCAUGGCUACACCAGCGCUUCCUACCGCGGAUGCUCUCCUAAACCCUCCCACGGAUGAAGAAACUCUCACGCUCUUCACCCCCACCACGGCCGGGCUCGAAGCAAUCGAAUCCCAAAUCUUCUCGCACCCCCUCACACGGUCUUUGCUUCAAGAUGAGAAGUUCAUCGCAAGCCGGCCGCACCUCAAGAUCCCUGAGUCCAUGAGGCAUCAGAACCUGACAGGAGGGACGCUGCUCGGAGGCGACAAGAUUUCGGUUCCUCCGCUGCAGUUCCGCACCGCCGACGGCAUGGAGUUUGUCUCGUUCCAGUACUUAGGCAAUGCGCUCUGCGGACACCCCGGAAUUGUUCAUGGUGGCCUUCUUGCCACGCUGCUAGACGAGGGCCUGGCGCGAUGCUGCUUCGCCGCUCUGCCUAACAAAGUCGCCGUCACUGCCAGCCUCAAGAUUGAUUACAAAAAGCCCGUUAUGGCAGGGCAAGUGGUUGUGUUGAAGGCGGAAACAACAAGAGUAGAAGGAAGGAAGGCAUGGGUUACGGGUCGGUUGGAGACUUUGCCCAAAGAAGGGGAGAAAGAAGGUGUUGUGCUCGUCGAGGGCGAGGCUUUGUUCAUUGAGCCUAAACAAGCGGCAGCGAUGAAACUAGUCGUUGUGUAAGAUGAGAAAACGGUGGACUGCAUAUGGUAGAACGGUAUAUAGACGGCGUUUUGUUAGACUGUUUGAUUGUUCGAUAUCUGCGUUGUUCUAGGUUCUCGGAGAUCAUGGAAUGAGCAGAUCGAUUGCACAACCGACGUAAUACGACGAUGUUUGACUAUAGAAAUAGAGUCGUGCGAUACUAGCCUGUGUUGCGUGGGUAUGCGGUAUGAUAGGAUACGACAAACAUGACAUGGCCUGUGAUACAAACAGUGGAUCUCAUUGCACAGAUUGAAACACGAUCGUAUAAACGUCGUUCGUGAAUGAACUCUUACGACCGUAAAAUUAAGACAUUCCAGAUACAUUAUGGUAAACUCACGAACGCUUGGGGGGGAUUGGCGAUAUGAGACCUUUGUAUCUUUCCUUUU
Molecule: messenger RNA, 1787 nt
Organism: Periconia digitata
Lineage: Eukaryota; Fungi; Ascomycota; Dothideomycetes; Pleosporales; Periconiaceae
Source: the annotation of a GenBank genome assembly